Aspergillus pseudonomiae is the source of this 1893-nucleotide messenger RNA. RefSeq lists its product as uncharacterized. Gene Ontology annotation, cellular component: nucleus. The transcript has 5 exons. Lineage: Eukaryota; Fungi; Ascomycota; Eurotiomycetes; Eurotiales; Aspergillaceae. Gene Ontology annotation, biological process: positive regulation of transcription by RNA polymerase II. The record is from RefSeq and is a predicted model, not a curated record. Gene Ontology annotation, molecular function: zinc ion binding; DNA-binding transcription factor activity, RNA polymerase II-specific; transcription cis-regulatory region binding. Bases 1 to 1893 code for a protein of 630 amino acids.
AUGGACGACGACGGCUCUCCAACCAAAACCGCCCCUAAAUUUACAAGAUGCAGGACCGGGUGUUUACGGUGUCGAAAGCGACGGCGGAAAUGCGACGAAGGAAAACCUCGCUGCCAAAAUUGUAUCGACAAGAACCUAGACUGUCAAUAUGGGUUGCAAGUUAGCUUCCUGCAGAAGAACACUUUCACGGUUACCGCAAGUGAACUGCGUACGCCCAAGCCUGAAGUGAAUUAUGACAAGAUCAAAUUUGUCCAGGAAGAUCCACUGGGCUGUACCACCGAUGCUUCCGUGGAGGAUUCGCCAUCCCCCGUUGCCAGCAUUCCGGAGGCACAUACUCAGAGUGAUCCUAUAGUUAGCACAGUAGUCAUCGCCGGCGAAAGAAAAGAUAGUGAUCGGAGGGAUAACCGUGACUUGGAUGAACACUAUGGUGAUGGGGGUAGUAUUCAUCAUGAUACCUUGGACUUAUCACAUUGGGAUGGAAGCCUCAACAUAUCGCCAGAUGGGACCCCUCACCAGGACAAGGAUGAUGCUGUUCAAGGCCUGCUGGCUCUAGGAUCAACAGCUGGUCCGAAUGGUAUCAUACCGGAGUCGACUAACCUGUCGCUGCUCAGUCCCAAUGUCACGUUAUCGUCGCUGAUGAAUACCCGGUCCUCGGAGGUAAAGGACAUUCCACUGCCAACAGUACCUACCGGACUUUUGGACAAUCCCAGACGUACGAGUAUUAAUGGACUGUCUACCUCCAUAAAUACAAGUAUCAGUAUUGAAUCGGAAGCCCGUAGACUCGAACUUCUCCGCCAUUACCGCUACCAUGUUGCUACUUGGCUUGAUAUUUGCGAUUUGAGACACCCAUUUGGAAUUAAUGUAAUUCAGAUGGCAAUGAGCUCAGACAAACUUCUCUCUGUGAUAUUAGCACUUUCCGAAACGUGCAUCAUUCAGCGGGGUCAGUGGAAUAGAGCAGGUCUUGAGCAGCUGGCCCUUCGAAAGAGCAACCAAUUGGACCAACUAGACUAUGAUCAUCCUGACUCCACGGAGCUUAUAUUGUUAUACCUUCUCGAAGAUAUUCGACGUCUAGUCACAGAUGUUCCAAAAGCUUGGAUCCACUGGGUGAAUAGGGAUGUCCCUUUUGUAAAUCACUUGGUUCAGCAUGCCUACAGUAAGAACAUGGAGUCGACUGCUUACUGGAUGUUUUUACGUAUAGACUUAGGAGUGGCACUCGCUAACGAUGUCCCCCUUCGAAUUCCGCUCCCAAUGCUCCCGAUUCCCAGCCUAUCAUUGUUAUCUCGUGCCGAGGAUGGCUGUGAAAGGGUUAGCCAUUAUACCAAUGCUGUCUUGUGGUUAUGUGGGAAGGCUUUAGCCUUAUGCCACCAAGAAGCUAUGCCACACCCUCUUGCGACUUCACAUGAGGUGAUGGAAAAUUGGUUGCAAGUGUUUGGGGAGCUUGAGCAGUGGCAGCAUUUGCGGCCACUAGAAUUCGAACCAAUGGUGGAGAUAGACGCGAGAGAUCAAGUACUCAAUCAAGGGAGCGAAUUCCCAUUGCUUCUAUUCGCAAACGGGGCUGGAACUUUCAGCAAUCAGAUAUACCAUACCGCAAUGCUGUUGUUGCUCCAGUGUAAGCCACGAACUGCACUGCUAAAUCACCCGCAGUCUCCAGUCCUAUCUCCUCUGUGGCACGCAUACCGUAUCUGCGGUAUCGCGCUCAAUAAUGAUACACGCGAAAGUUGGGUCCCGUGCUUGCUUGCCUCUCUCCUUCUUGCAGGGAAGCAUAUGACGCACGAAUCGCAGCAAGAGGAAAUCUUGCAAGGCUUUGAUCGCAUCCGUGGGAUCACCGGUUGGGAUACCGGCGAAUAUCUGAGCCACCUCCAAGAAGAAUGGUCGUUUCUCGACGGUCUUUGA